Messenger RNA from Salarias fasciatus (jewelled blenny), 1266 nucleotides. RefSeq names its product relaxin family peptide receptor 3 (gene rxfp3). Bases 1 to 1266 code for a protein of 421 amino acids. Lineage: Eukaryota; Metazoa; Chordata; Actinopteri; Blenniiformes; Blenniidae. Gene Ontology annotation, cellular component: external side of plasma membrane; membrane. Gene Ontology annotation, molecular function: C-C chemokine binding; C-C chemokine receptor activity. Gene Ontology annotation, biological process: calcium-mediated signaling; cell chemotaxis; positive regulation of cytosolic calcium ion concentration. The transcript has a single exon. The record is from RefSeq and is a predicted model, not a curated record.
AUGUCUGAGGAACUCACAGGAUUUAAUUAUGAGAACUCUGAGGAGGCAGUUUGUGCGGCGUCCUCCAACUCCAGCUGUGUCCUCAACUCCACCAACCGCUCGCACGGAGACUUCUCCCACCUGUCGGACUUUGGCAGAGCGGAGUUUGUGGGCGACGGCGCCGCCGCGCUCCGGAUUAUCAUCUCCGUCAUUUAUUCCCUGGUUUGCGCGCUGGGUCUGGUGGGGAACCUCCUGGUCCUGUACCUGAUGAAGACCAAGCAGGCGUGGAAGAAGUCGUCCAUCAACCUGUUCGUGACCAGCCUGGCGGUGACGGACUUCCAGUUCGUGCUGACUCUGCCCUUCUGGGCGGUGGAGAACGCGCUGGACUUCACGUGGCUGUUCGGCAGAGCCAUGUGUAAGAUCGUCGCCUACGUGACGGCCAUGAACAUGUACGCCAGCGUGUUCUUCCUGACCGCCAUGAGCGUGGCUCGUUACUGGUCCCUGUCCUCCGCGCUGAAAGGCAGGCGGAGGCGCGCGCGCUGCUGCUCCGCGCGCUGCAUCACCGUCUUCAUCUGGUGCGCGGCAGUGUCCGCCGCGCUGCCGCACGCGGUCUUCACCACCACGGCCACCGUCUCCGACGAGGACCUGUGCCUCGUCAAGUUCCCCGAGGCCAACGGGACGGCGCAGUUCUGGCUCGGCCUGUACCACUCCCAGAAGGUGCUGCUGGGCUUCGUGCUGCCGCUGGCCGUCAUCUCGGUCUGCUACCUGCUGCUGCUGCGCUUCAUCACCGCCAGGAACAGCAACACGUCCAGCGCCAAGAGGCGCGCCAAAGUCACCAAGUCCGUCACCAUCGUGGUCCUGUCGUUCUUCCUGUGCUGGCUGCCGAACCAGGCGCUCACGGCCUGGGGCAUCCUCAUCAAGCUCAACGCGGUCCACUUCAGCUACGAGUACUACACCAUGCAGGUGUACGUGUUCCCGGUGUCCGUGUGCCUGGCGCACUCCAACAGCUGCCUGAACCCGGUGCUGUACUGCCUGAUGCGGCGGGAGUUCCGGAAGGCGCUGAAGAAGCUCUUCUGGAGGAUCGCCUCGCCCAACCUGACCACCAUCCGGCCGAUCACCGCCUCCACCAAGCCGGAGGUGGAGCAGCAGGACCAGGUCCUGCUGCCCGUCCGCGCGCCCGCGGAGCCCGCGGUGGUGUUUUAUCCUCCCGGAGCGGCGGUGUACGGCGACCGGACGGAUGUGCCGCAGAACAGCAGCUGGAGCGAAGCGCCACGAGACGGUUUUUAA